UCUCAAUGAUUCUGAUGAUUCAUGUCCUGUUAGACGAGCUGUACAAGGGUCUUCAUGGACAGGUCCGGCAACCCCAUGAUGUACAUGGACGGUUCGCAUACUGUCCGGCUUAUGAUGCCCACGCCGAUCCCGCCGCCAGAGUCAUCCCAUGCCUUACGGAAGGGACUGUGGGACUGUCAUGUAGUGGAUGGCCAAGUGGUUAUCACACAGCACACUUCAGAGGAAGCAGGAUCCCUGGGGCCUAAAUAUGUUGAUGCGGAAAGUCUAUCUAGAGUUUCUCGCAUGAAGGCGUCCGACAGCAAAAGGGUGAGGCGGGUUCCUGUCGGACCAAGGCCUAUGAGGAGGCAAUCCACUUUGGGUAUGUGCUCCAAAACCUCUGCUACACAGGAAGAAUACAGCAUGGCCGCCGUGGCUCACCUGAAGGAAGCAUCGGAGUCUAUGUGCAACAGUGCUGCCGAUCCCAUCCUAUGGUGCUCUGAACGUCAAGCGCUACCGCCGGCUGUCAUGCAGUGGUGGUGAGUAUAAGGCAUCUGAGUAGAGGUCAUUCGAGUUAGAUGAAAUAGUGAUCUAUUGUAUUCUCCACGAUAGAAUCUCGUCUUGUUUGUGCGGGAUGGUUGUACGUUCAUCAUCGUCAUACGCGAAUCAAUCCCGCAGAUCAGAGUCUUCAGCAUCGCUUGCAUGAUUCCGACAGCUUCAGCUGCACUGAUGAAGAUGAAGUGUAUGCGGUAAAUCUGAGACAAUCGAUGAAGUAGCAGCGAAGACAGAUCUAGACAAACAAGUCGCACCUCUGAGCGGCGUGCGCACCGUAGUAGCUAUAGCAGGACCCCGAAAAUAGUCACCAACGUUUUGAGUCGAUCCUUGGAUCGUUUUGGAGUAAUUUUGGAAUAAAACGUGCACAAUUUUGCGCUCUUU
Molecule: messenger RNA, 912 nt
Organism: Laetiporus sulphureus 93-53
Lineage: Eukaryota; Fungi; Basidiomycota; Agaricomycetes; Polyporales; Laetiporaceae
Exons: 2
Coding region: 55-519 (154 amino acids)
Source: RefSeq, a predicted model, not a curated record